This is a messenger RNA of Exaiptasia diaphana, 1416 nucleotides long. RefSeq names its product zinc finger protein 728. The coding region runs from base 1 to 1416 and encodes 471 amino acids. The transcript has a single exon. The record is from RefSeq and is a predicted model, not a curated record. Lineage: Eukaryota; Metazoa; Cnidaria; Anthozoa; Actiniaria; Aiptasiidae.
AUGGAUAAGGAAAUGACUUCAAGUGAAAGUGGAAAUUUACUUGUUUGUGACAUCUGCAAAAAAUCAUUUAUCGACGAAAAGAGGCUUUCAAAGCACAAGAAAACGGUACAUAGUGGACAAACGUUUAAAUGUGACCGUUGUGACCAAACUUUCACUAUCCUGGGAAAUCUUAAGCGUCAUGAAAAGAAACAUUCCCAAGAAAAACUGUUUGAAUGCAAAUAUUGCAAACGCAAAUUUUACAGAAAAGAUAAAUURAACGAACACCAAGAUAGUUGUAAAAGAAAAUAUCUAGAGAGUGAUGGAAAGAGGAAUCACGAGACAAGUGACGAUGAACCUCCUAAAAAACGUGAGAAGUUGGACAACCAAGAAGCAUGUGAAGAUGAAMCGUGUGACAGUACGACAUCAGCCAUUGAAGGAACUCUAAAAAAGUUUCAUUAUAAACCUCGUGUCAGAGAACAAUACGACAUGAAUUUAUCCUUAAAAGGAAAAAAGAGCUACAUAACCAGACAAUUGAACAAACAGCUCACCUUGAAAAAAGGCAUCAAGUGGUAUAUCAGUGUUCAAGCUAAACUCGUGAAAACCAACAGUGAAGGGCAAGUAGUGACCUCUGAGCCGCACUUUAGAAGCCUGUGUAAUACCACCGUUAGUGCUAGUGAAAUYGAAAAACAGCUAAAUGAAGCUAAUGAAAAAAUCACGAAAGCAUUAGCGACCUAUCAAAGAGAAGGAAGUGGUUGGCUACUUUCACAUAUUCUACAUGUCGAUCUUCAUGUAGCGCAAUACACUCCAAUCAAAGGAUCUAGUUACCUCCCGCUCCCUAAGAAGCUGAAAGAUAAGAAAGCUAUUCUAAAUCCAAAAAAUAACGACAGUCAAUGUUUUAAAUGGUGUAUUUUGGCUGCUCUUCACCCCAUUCACAGGAAGGAUCAUCCUCAUCGUCUUCRYCAYUAUCGACCCUACGAACAUGAACUGAACUUUGAGGGAAUAGAAUUUCCUGUAACUGUUAACAAAAUCCCCAAAUUUGAAAAACAAAAUAAYAUCGCUGUAAAUGUUUUUGGCUUUGAGGAUGGUACUUUGUUUCCAGUGUUUAUUAGCGAACAGAGAUUUAACGUCCACGUUAACCUACUUCUCUAUUCUCAAGGUCAGCAAAGUCACUACUGCUUAAUAAGAAAUCUAAAUCGACUUCUUUCUUAUCAGAGCAAACAUAAUGGAACAAUGUUCCGCUGUCCUCACUGUUUCCAUGGAUUUGUGCGAGACGAUCUUCUACAGGACCACCAAGUGCGCUGUAGUAAACAUGGUGCUCAGAGGAUUGAGCUCCCCGAUGACGAGAACAUGUUUCUAUACUUUAAAGAUGUCCAAAAGCAACUUAAGGCUCCCUUUGUUAUCUAUGCUGAUUUUGAAAGUCUCACUANUGGUGCCUGA